GGGAUAUGUUGCAAUUACAACUUACGGAGGACAUGACCUUAGAUAGGAAGUUUGGAGGAACCGAAUCUAGGUAUAAGGUUAAUAGGUAGUAGUGCAUUGUCUUGUUAUAUUUACUAGUAUUGCAUUUCUGCUCUUAUCUAUUGCAUCGUGUAGUUUAAUUAUAUGAAACACUAUUUUUUGUUACUAUUUAUUGUUUCUUGUUCUUGCAUUAUUUUUUUUUUGUACACUAUUUUUUGCCUUGAAUCGAGAUUCUAUCGGAAAUAACCUCUCUACGUCAUCUCUAAGGUAGAGGAAAGAUUCGCUUACACUUUACCCUCUUCAAACCCUAUUUUGUGGGACUAUAUUUUUCAGAUUAAAUGGAUGGCCCAAUCAAAUUUAAUUUUGAUAAUAAUAUAUUAUUAUAUUAUAUAUAAUAAUAUAACUUCUCUCUCCAUGCACAUAACCAACUAGGCCACUACUUCCCUCUAUCACAAUCAUUUCUCCCCCACUUAUUUGCCACAAAGAAACAGACUAGCUCUGGCCUCUGUGUGUUUGUGUGAGAGAGGAAAAAAAUUGAAAGAUGAUGAAUACAUCUUUCAAAUUCUCUACUCAAUUGUUGUUCUUCUGUAUCUUCCAAAUAUUUAUCAGUUUCCAAAUUCUGAAAGUAAAUUCUCAGGACAGCAACACAGAUUCCUGCAAUUCCAAUCUCAAACUUAAAGGAGGAAUUUUCUUUGAUACAGCUUCCUUCCAAUGUCUUUCAGUAUGGGAUCAACAAGGAUACAUCCUCAGAUAUAAGAGAACGAAUACAAGUGUGUGGAGUUUUGUUCUCUCAGCACCAAACACAAAUGCAUACAUAGCCAUGGGAUUUUCAGAAAAAGGCAAAAUGGUUGGUUCAACUGCAAUUGUUGGAUGGGUGGCUAAUGAUGGAACUCCAACUAUGAAGAAGUAUUUUCUCGGUGGUCAAUCGCCCAAUCAGGUGUUACCUGAUGAGGGAAAUCUCCAGCUUGUUAACUUGACAUCCUCUGUUGUAGCUGAGAACUCCAGAAUCUAUUUGGCUUUUCAAUUGAGCAUUGAAAUGCCCAGUAAUAGGCUCAUUUACUCCGUCGGACCGACAGGAAUGCUGCCGUCCACCGUCAAUUAUCGGUUGACGGAACAUCAGGAUAAGACCUCUACUUCCUUGAAUUACAACACAGGUCAAAGUGAAACAAAGACACUUUAUGCAAACCUGAGGAGAAGCCAUGGACUUCUAAACAUGGUUGGCUGGGGAAUUCUCAUGCCAAUUGGAGUCAUGGUAGCUAGAUACUUGAGACAGUAUGAUCCAAUCUGGUUUUACUCUCAUGCAACCAUUCAAUCGUUAGGGUUCAUCCUUGGAUUCGCGGGUGUUAUAAGUGGGCUCAUUCUCAAUAGUCGUCUUCAGAACAAUGUCAAUAAACACAAAGGCCUUGGCAUCGUCAUUCUUCUUCUCGGUUGCUUGCAGGUUAUUGCAGUAUUGGUGAGACCAGACAAGGAAUCAAAAAUAAGAAGAUACUGGAAUUGGUACCAUUACACAGCAGGAAGAAUUUUGAUAUUAUUGGCAUCAAUAAAUGUUUUCUAUGGUAUUCAUUUAGGGAAUGCAGGAACUUCUUGGAAUGCUGGUUUUUCAAUUGCCCUGGUUAUUUUAUUCAUCACUGCUUUAAUACUUGAGAUCAGGAAGUGGAAGAGAACAUAGAAAUCUUUUAUUAUUAUGUUUAUUCAUGUAAUAUUAUUGUUUAUUUUUAUUG
Capsicum annuum is the source of this 1739-nucleotide messenger RNA. RefSeq names its product cytochrome b561 and DOMON domain-containing protein At3g07570. The transcript has 5 exons. Bases 560 to 1687 code for a protein of 375 amino acids. Lineage: Eukaryota; Viridiplantae; Streptophyta; Magnoliopsida; Solanales; Solanaceae. The record is from RefSeq and is a predicted model, not a curated record.